Messenger RNA from Acanthoscelides obtectus, 816 nucleotides. The record is from the annotation of a GenBank genome assembly. Lineage: Eukaryota; Metazoa; Arthropoda; Insecta; Coleoptera; Chrysomelidae.
AUGAAUCAAGAAAUCUACGAAGAACUGCUCUUCGCAAGAACUUUGAUAACCGACACUAAAGGUGAAUCAGUAUUUCAUGUUUUACAGGAUUACUUCAUUGAAAAAGCAAUUCCUUUAUCAAAUAUAAUCAGUAGCUACAGAUGGAGCACCUGCCAUGCAACGCAGUUGUGUGAAGAAAAAGACGAACACUUUCAUCAGUUACUCCUUCACACUGAAGUACGCUGGCUGUCGAAAGGCUUAAGUUUGACAAGAUUUUUUGCACUUUUUGAGACUAUUUUAGAAUUUCUGGAUACUAAAGAUAAAAUUUUAAAAGAAAAUUUAAUGAAGAGGAAAACAGACAUCGCCUAUUUAACAGAUUUGUUUACAAAAUUUAAUAUGGUUAAUUUGCAAUUACAAGGCGACAGUUUAAAUUUGAUUAAAACAAAGUCCAUCUUAUCAGCGUUUCUUGCCAGAGUUAAACUAAUGAAGCAAAAUAUUGGACGGGGCGAAUUUUCUCAGUUCCCCAAUUUGUAUCAGACAAGCUGCCAGGAAGACGACGUUUCAACUUACUUUAAAAACGGAUAUCAACAAUUCUGGCUGCAAAACAACAUACCCGUUACUUAUCCCGUAUUAUGGAAUAUAGCGAGGAAAUUUUUAAUUUCCUUUCUAUCGUCAUACCUAGUGGAAAGGAGGUUCAGCGCUGUUACCAAUCUCCUAACGAAAAAAAGAAACAGACUGGACAUCAUUAGCCGAGGAGACUUAAGAUUAACCCUUACAAAAUUGACGCCAAAUGUUGAUAAUUUAUUAUUAAAGCAUCAGGUUCAUCCUUCUCAGUAA